Messenger RNA from Astyanax mexicanus (Mexican tetra), 1375 nucleotides. Its product is annotated as adenosine receptor A2a-like. Bases 1 to 975 code for a protein of 324 amino acids. The record is from RefSeq and is a predicted model, not a curated record. Lineage: Eukaryota; Metazoa; Chordata; Actinopteri; Characiformes; Acestrorhamphidae. The transcript has 2 exons. Gene Ontology annotation, cellular component: membrane. Gene Ontology annotation, molecular function: G protein-coupled adenosine receptor activity. Gene Ontology annotation, biological process: vasodilation; adenylate cyclase-activating G protein-coupled receptor signaling pathway; G protein-coupled adenosine receptor signaling pathway.
AUGGCACAACUAGAGCAACGACCGCAAUCACUGCAUCGGCCACCACUCAGCCACGCUAAUGUAGUGGUGUCUGUAAAUGUUCCCUACAUGGCAGCUGAGCUGGUCAUUGCCUUCCUCUCCACAGUGGGCAACCUCUUGGUGUGUGCGGCGGUCGGGCUCAACCGUAAGCUCCACACAGUUACCAACUACUUUUUGGUAUCUCUUGCAGUGGCGGACGUGUGUGUGGGUGCACUGGCCAUUCCCUGUGCCAUCCUGACAGACACUGGCAUCCCGCGCAACAACCUGUACCUGUGCCUGCUCAUGCUGUCUGUGCUCAUCAUGUUGACCCAAAGUUCCAUAUUCAGCUUGCUGGCUGUGGCAGUGGAGCGUUAUGUGGCCAUCUUCAUGCCUUUUCGCUACCACAGCCUAAUGACGCCACGCAACGCACUGUUGGUCAUUCUGGUCACCUGGGUUUUAGCCUUCCUCAUUGGCUUGGUGCCCAUAAUGGGCUGGCACAAAACCCCACCCGACUCAGGCUACUGCUUCUUCGUGCUGGUGGUGGACAUGACCUACAUGGUCUACUUCAACUUCUUCGCCUGCGUGCUGACGCCCCUAGUGGUCAUGUUUCUCAUCUAUGCGCAGAUUUUUGUCACAGUCAAGCACCAGGUCAGGAGAAUCGCUGCAGAACGAGGCGUGGCAGGCGGUGGAGCUGAUGGAGCGGCAAAUAUUAAGAAAGAAAUGAAGACUGCCACCUCACUUUUCCUAGUCCUCUUCCUCUUCACUGUCUGCUGGAUCCCGCUGCAUGUGAUCAACUGCUUUCUGCUACUGUGCCCAACCUGCCCUGUGCCCCUGCCCUUGCUGCUCACUGCCAUCAUCCUCUCCCAUGCUAACUCAGCUGUCAACCCGUUCCUCUAUGCCUACAAGAUGAAGAGUUUCAGAGAAGCCUUCAAGGGAAUCUUCCUGUGCUUCAGAGGUGUCAGAGAUGGAGAGGAUUAGGGUGGAGGUACAAACACACAAACAUCCUGAGGCAGUUAAUUUUUCCUGUAAUAACUAUAACUUCUCAAACAUGAUUCAUGAUUUUGUUUAGGCUUAAAAACGUUUUAACAUUCAAGCAGAACAUAUGUCAUUCCCAGUUACUGAACUGCUUGCUACACUGCAUAAUAGGGCUUACAAAAGUUACAGGCAAAGUCAUGGGAACUAAAAUAAUAUGCAUACAAUCAUAUUUUGGAAAAAAAACUGAAUGAAAAGUGUGACUGUGCAGAGAAAAAAAACAACUUUUCUGCAAUGAUUUCAAUACAAAUAAAACUGAACUGUACUUUACAUUACAAAAACAACAAUACAAUUGUUAAAGUGUAUUUGUAUUUUGCAUAAGACACUAUGAUUAGUAUACAGGCUG